Messenger RNA from Alosa sapidissima (American shad), 2399 nucleotides. It is a transcript of the gene fuca2, whose product is annotated as alpha-L-fucosidase 2. Gene Ontology annotation, molecular function: alpha-L-fucosidase activity. The record is from RefSeq and is a predicted model, not a curated record. Gene Ontology annotation, biological process: fucose metabolic process; glycoside catabolic process. Bases 306 to 1673 code for a protein of 455 amino acids. The transcript is spliced from 7 exons. Gene Ontology annotation, cellular component: lysosome. Lineage: Eukaryota; Metazoa; Chordata; Actinopteri; Clupeiformes; Clupeidae.
ACCGGUUACAAAAUAACCUUCUUUUGAGUAGAGUAGAAAUUUUGUUUCCAACUUUUCGAAACAUUCGAAUAAGAUUUUUUGGAGGGGUUCAGCAUCAGGACAAGCUGAACAGAUAUGGACGCAGACUAAAUUUCUUCAAAACGCAUGAAAAUACAUUAUUUUUCAGAACAACCCUCUUCCCUUUCUUCAUUCCGUAGUGGUUUGGCAUCAUAUGAUAGUAAAGUCAUAUGACAUUUGUUUCCUUAUUGCCUACAAGAACGCUCUUGUAGUAGGCCUAGUACCUCAUUUGGACGUUUGUAGGUAGGAUGGCCGUCGUUCAUAGAGUUGGUUUUGUUAUAUUGUUGUUUAUGGUCACUUACUGCACGUGCAGAUACGAGCCCACCUGGGAAUCCAUAGACUCUCGACCGAUUCCAGGAUGGUAUGAUGAAGCCAAGGUUGGCAUUUUCAUACACUGGGGAGUAUUCUCUGUCCCAAGUUUUGGGAGUGAAUGGUUUUGGUGGUAUUGGCAGGGCACGAAAGUUCCACACUACGUUAACUUCAUGAAUAAGAACUAUCCUCCUGGCUUCACGUAUGGUGAUUUUGGACCCAUGUUUACAGCAGAGUUUUUCAAUGCCAAACAGUGGGUGGACAUAUUUGCUUCAUCGGGAGCUAAAUACAUCGUUCUUACUACAAAGCACCACGAAGGCUUUACAUUAUGGGGCUCAAAGAAUUCAUGGAACUGGAACGCAGUGGACGUGGGACCACGGCGGGACCUGGUAGAUGAGCUGUCCACGGCCCUACGAGAUCACACCAGCCUGCACCUGGGCCUGUACCACUCCCUUUUUGAGUGGUUCCACCCACUCUUCAAUCAGGAUAAAGCCAACAGCUACAAGACCAACUACUUCCCCACCACCAAAUCCCUGCCUGAGCUCUAUGACUUGGUCACCAAGUUCAAGCCUGAGAUCCUGUGGUCUGACGGGGAUGGAAAUGCUCCAGACUAUUACUGGAACAGCACUAGCUUUCUUGCGUGGCUCUACAACGACAGCCCAGUGAAGGACACCGUUGUGACCAAUGACCGAUGGGGAUACGGCACCAUCUGCAAACACGGAGGCUUCUACACCUGCGCCGACCGCUACAACCCUGGGCACCUGCUCAAGCGCAAAUGGGAGAACUGCAUGACCAUUGACCAGAAGUCAUGGGGCUACCGCAGAGAGGCAGUGCUUCAGGACUACCUCUCCACCGGGGACAUCAUAAAGACACUGGUGGAGACUGUGUCUUGUGGUGGGAAUUUGCUGAUCAAUGUGGGGCCCACCCAUGACGGACGCAUCGCCCCCAUCUUUGAGGAGCGUCUGAGACAGAUGGGCCAGUGGCUCAAAGUUAAUGGGGAGGCCAUCUACAGCACCACUGCAUGGAGGGCCCAGAAUGACACAGUGACCUGUGGCGUCUGGUACACUGCCAAACCGCAGGAGAAAGCUAUCUAUGCAAUCACCCUGUCCUGGCCCACUGAUGGAUCUAUCAUUCUUGGUGCACCUAAGGUCACUGAAGGUCAGACUCAGGUGGCGCUGUUGGGCUACAAGGAGCUGAAAUGGGAGCCGGUGGCAGCUGGAGGUCUGAGGGUGUACUUGCCUCAGCUCUCCCCAUCUGAGAUGCCUUGCUCUUGGGCCUGGACACUGAAGCUCACUGGUGCCUCCUAGAGGAGAAGAAGAUGACAGUGAGAAAUGACCGAGUUAUGAAUGAAGCACAGGAUAUGAAUGAAUGUGGUUUAAGUGCACAGAGGGUCAUCUGGAUCAGAGACUCGAACUGAGCCAUUGUUUUGAUUGUCAUGUUUCAGAAUACACAGGUGACAUUUAAGUCCACCUGUUACUGGAUUAUUAUAGAUUAUUGCAUAGAUUUUUAGUUGCAUUAAGGUGUAAGGUUUUUUUUUUCAGAGGGACCUAUUAAACAAUGUUUUAUUGAUGCACAUAUUGUGUUACUUUUACAGUUAGAUGUAAGAUUUUUUUUUAAUGCAAAUCUUUUUUUAGAACACUGAUUGUGCACUAUACAUUUUUAGUUUUGAGGUUGGUUAUAAAUGCACUUUGGGGGAUGAUAGUAAUUCUUAGUAAAAGUGAAAAGAUGUAAUCAAGGUGGCAUGGUUUUCUCAGGGUUUGUUGGGGUGCCUCAGAAAUGGUUUGGAUAAUGAGUUAGUUUAGGUUUGUGAAGGGAUUACAAUGGAUGGAAAGAUGGGGGGGUGAUAUUGUCAUUAUUGAAUGUGCCUGCACUGCGUUCUUGAUCUGUUUUUGAAAAGGGAUCCUUAUGAUUAUAUAGGUUUGUCAGAACUGUGACAUUUUAAUCCACCAAUUUCCUUAAUCAUUCCAUGUAUGAUUUCUGUACCCCUUUUUAAAAGAAGAUGUUUUUGUAAUAAAUUAUUUGGAUGUGCUUAA